Drosophila arizonae is the source of this 1078-nucleotide messenger RNA. It is a transcript of the gene Pex10, whose product is annotated as peroxisomal biogenesis factor 10. Gene Ontology annotation, molecular function: zinc ion binding. Gene Ontology annotation, cellular component: peroxisomal membrane. Lineage: Eukaryota; Metazoa; Arthropoda; Insecta; Diptera; Drosophilidae. The record is from RefSeq and is a predicted model, not a curated record. Gene Ontology annotation, biological process: protein import into peroxisome matrix.
AAUGGUUGAGGCAUGGAAAAUCAGAACUCUCAUUUGUUUACUUAUCUGUGUCGAACUUUGAACUGCCGUCGCAGACUGCUGCAAGUGCUUAAAUAAUGUAAACACAUCGUGGCUACCAAAGCAAAUGGACUUUCGCAACGCCCGAGCACGGCAACCGGAAAUUGUACGUUCGGUACAAAAGGAUGCACGUUACACAAAUGAGCUCUCCGAGGACUUAUCCGAUAUACUAAGAUUGACUGGACCGCGCAACUGGAUCAAAUAUAAUCAAUUGUGCCAAUUGAUAGCGCAGUUGAGCUAUCAUGGGUUUGCCUCUUUGAACAAUCUGCAAACACUAGGCGAGGAAUAUACAGGCAUUAUACAGGUCGAUGGAGACUAUAAGCAAAUACCCAGUCGAUUGCUGCAAUUGGUUGCAAUAAUACUGGAAUUUGGCGGCGAUGCUUUGUUUCUGCGUGUGCUGCAAAAGCUGGAGCUGCACAUAGCUGCUCAUGAUGAAAUUGUACCAGAUGCUAAGAAGAAGCUGCAAAAGCUUAUACAGUACAUGCGACAGUCGCCAAGUUAUAUCAAGGCGCUGCACAAGUCCCUUUUCUACUUGGACGCCGGCAAGUACCAGCUGUCCAAGCGUACCACAGGCAUAAAUUACGUACUCAUCCGACACUGGCUGCAGCCAGAAUUCUCGCUGUAUGGCUACAAGAUUUUGGGCAUCAUUACAUUCCUACAAGUCACUGUUUCCCUAGCCAUUGGCGGCUGGGAGGCAUGGAAGGAACACAAGCGCCAGCAGUUAGAGGCACUCAAGCAGGCGGCCAAAGGAUUUAUGCAGCGAGAAAAACAAUCAAAGCAGUUGACGGCGAAUGUGCCGCAGUGCAUCCUCUGCCUGGAGCCAAGGCAAAAUGCCAGUCUAACACCUUGUGGUCACCUCUUCUGCUGGAUCUGUAUACUCGACUGGCUGGAGGAACGCGAUGAGUGUCCGCUGUGCCGUGAGUCGCUGAAAAAGUCGCAGGUCAUCCAGCUCCAGAAUUAUGCUUAAGGAUAAAUUUGUAUGCGCUUCUUUUCUAUAGUAAUUUAUUGAAGAACUGAUUGA